Molecule: messenger RNA, 3478 nt
Organism: Cavia porcellus (domestic guinea pig)
Lineage: Eukaryota; Metazoa; Chordata; Mammalia; Rodentia; Caviidae
Gene: Slc19a2
Product: solute carrier family 19 member 2
Exons: 6
Coding region: 105-1598 (497 amino acids)
Biological process (GO): thiamine transport; transmembrane transport
Cellular component (GO): plasma membrane
Molecular function (GO): thiamine transmembrane transporter activity
Source: RefSeq, a predicted model, not a curated record
UCUGCGCGCCCUGCGGCUGGAGGUGGUGGCCGGCGCCCAUUCUCAGUCUGGGCUGCCGAGAGAGUAGAGAGUACUGGGCAUCCUCCCCGCGCCUCUGGCCUCGGAUGGAUGUGUCGGGCCCGGUAUCCCGGAGGGCGGCGGCGGCGGCUGCCACCAUGCUACUGCGCACCGCCCGCGUGCCGCGCGAGUGUUGGUUCCUGCCCACCGCGCUGCUCUGCGCCUACGGCUUCUUCGCCAGCCUACGGCCGUCCGAGCCCUUCCUGACGCCCUACCUGCUGGAGACGCGCGAGAACCUGACAGAGCGGCAGGUCUUCAAUGAGAUUUACCCAGUGUGGACUUACUCUUACCUGGUGCUGCUGUUUCCUGUGUUCCUCGCCACAGACUACCUCCGUUACAAACCCAUUGUUCUGCUGCAGGGAUUCAGCCUUAUUGUCACAUGGUUCAUGCUGCUUUAUGCGCAGGGACUGCUGGCCAUUCAGUUCCUAGAAUUCUUCUAUGGCAUCGCCACAGCCACUGAAAUUGCCUAUUACUCUUAUAUCUACAGUGUGGUGGACCUGGGCAUGUACCAGAAGGUCACAAGUUACUGUCGAAGUGCCACGUUAGUGGGCUUUACAGUGAGCUCUGUCCUAGGACAAAUCCUUGUCUCGGUGGCAGGCUGGUCCCUGUUCAGCCUGAAUGUCAUCUCUCUCACCUGUGUUUCUGUGGCUUUUGCUGUGGCCUGGUUUCUACCUAUGCCACAGAAGAGCCUCUUCUUUCACCAUGUUCCUUCAUCAUGCCAGGGAAUGAAUGGCAUCAAGGUACAAAAUGGUGGCAUUGUGACUGACACAUCUGCUUCUAACCACCUGCCUGGUUGGGAGGACAUUGAGUCAAAAAUCCCUUUAAAUCCGGAAGAGCCUCCCGUGGAGGAACCGGAAGCCAAGCCAGACCGCCUCCUUGUGUUGAAGGUACUGUGGAAUGAUUUCCUGAUAUGCUACUCCUCCCGCCCCCUGCUCUGCUGGUCUGUGUGGUGGGCCCUUUCCACCUGUGGCUACUUCCAAGUCAUCAACUACACACAGGGCCUGUGGGAGACUGUGAUGCCUUCUCGCCAUGCUGCCAUCUACAAUGGUGGGGUGGAGGCCGUUUCAACCUUACUGGGUGCUAUUGCCGUGUUUGCAGUUGGUUACAUAAAAAUAUCUUGGUCAACCUGGGGAGAGAUGACGUUGUCCCUGUGUUCUUUCCUGAUUGCUGCUGCAGUGUAUGUCAUGGACACCGUGGGUAACAUCUGGGCGUGCUACGCAUCCUAUGUCAUCUUUAGAACCAUCUAUACGUUACUCAUCACAAUAGCAACGUUUCAGAUUGCCGCAAACCUCAGUAUGGAGCGCUAUGCCCUGGUGUUUGGUGUAAAUACCUUCAUUGCCCUGGCACUACAGACCGUGCUCACUCUGAUUGUGGUGGAUGCCAGCGUCCUGGGCUUAGAAAUCACCGUUCAAUUCCUGAUCUACGCCUGUUAUUUUGCACUCAUCGCUGUGGUUUUCCUGAUUGGUGGCGCAGUCAGUAUUGCGAAGAAGUGCAGAAAGCAGGAAGAUCCAGAGCCAAGUUCUCAAGUAACCACUUCCUAAGACACCACUCAAGAGCUGCCUCUCACAGCAAAAACUCUGCACAGCAACUGCCUGGAUAUAUGUAAUAUUUUUAAGGUUCAGACAGAUAUUUAUGAAUGUGCAUUUCAUGGCUUCAAAGCAGCCGCUCAACUAAUCCCUAUAUUCCUGAGAUACCAUGGUACUGCUGACAAGCGAGAAGUCAAGUUGGUCUCAUGGAUUAUUUGUGAGAGCUAAUUCAAGGAUGACCUUUUUCUGAUUCAAAAGUGAACUUGGUUUUGAAAACCAAGUAAUCAGGAGCAAUCAGGCAGCACACAGUGUUGUAUACUUGAUUAGUGAGCGUGUUCCAUGUUUUGUAGGUCAUGCACAUCUAUAUCCCCUUAGCCAGACUCUUGGCCUCGUGGGACCAGGGCUUCAAAGAGGCCACAGGUUAUUGUGUCAUGAUAGAACUAUGUUCUAUUAGCACCUGCGUCUAUUGACCUUCAUUCUGGUUUCUGUGUUACUCAUGUGCAUUUGUGUUUCUACAGAUGAAUGUUGUUACUAUGACUGGCAAUAUUUGCUCUGGUUUAAUGUCUAAGGAGUAUGUGUCAUUUUUAAUUUUAAGUUAUUUUUAGAAAAUUCAUUGUAUGAAUAUUCUUGGUUCCCAUCUUCACCGUUACGUAUUGUGUAAACUUUCUUUACAAAUACAUUUUUGCAUUAUUCAUAUGCUUCCCAGAGAAGCUCAGUUAGUAAGAAGGCAAGUUUUAAAGCCUGCUUAUAAUCCAAAUGAAGAGACCUGAUAAGAAAACAGGUUUGCUUGUCUAUUAUUCUUCAGUAUGGAGGACUGUUAAUUCCAUGAUGAAAAAUCAUACACAGACUCAAAAUACAACUAGCCCAUUUUGUUAUGUGCAUUCCCCUUUAUUUCCAAAAUGAAAUGAAAAUGUCUUUUUCUUUAAAAUAACUUCAUUCCCAUUUGUAGCUUUCAUAUUAUUUUGAUUUCCUUAUUCAGGAUAAAGAUAUCUGUAGGAGUUGGAUUAUUCCCAGGUCUUUUUCAUAAACUGAGCCUCUUUCUAAUUAUUUUAAUGGGUUUUUUGAUUCCUGCAUUUUUGUACCUUAAAUCAGCCUUUGUUUGUAAGGGCGGAUCAUUUUGAAUGUUUAAAAGUUGCUAGUAAUUCCAUUUCCAAGUUAACUUGAAAGGCAUAUUGUUCUAUAUGCAUUUAAUUCUGCAGUCUCCCAAGGGACUACUAAUAUUUAUGAGACAUAAAAACUGUUUCAAAGCCAACUCUGUUGCCUUAUUUGGAGAAGCACGUAGGUAGCUCUUUUAACUAUGGUGUUAACUUUUUUAGAACAACAAGGCUAAACAAUGGUAAUCAUAGUGUCAAGAUUGCAGAAUUGACAUAUUCAUUUGGUUUAAGCAAGGAUCCUAGAAGCAAAAUAGGUGGAUCAGAGCAGGUCAUUGGCAUUCACCUUUCUUAAUACUUGCAGGAAAGGCAAAGAACACUGGUUAAGGAAAGGAAGGGACAGUAUUUCGUAAGUUAGCAAUCUUCAUUUUUAUAUUGUUUCCUUUUUUGCUGUUUUCCUUCUGUUCUGUAAGAAAUUAUCCACAAAUAAGUAAAAAAUCAUGUUUGAGGAAUUCUGAUGUUUUAAAAAAUGAAAUGGACUAUGGUACAAUCAAAUUGUUCACAUUACCAAAGGAAUGUUUCCCUGGAAUUUAACACACGGUUUGUGGCACCCAGCCAGAGCCUUUAUGUAUUUAAGACAAGAUUGUGUUCCCAUCUUGGUGGAUGGCCAUAGAAUGCUGAAUCCAUUGUGCUAGUUGUACUGUAUACAGUUUUGCAAAGAAAUGAAAAUAAUUUGUUGCACUUUUUAUUCAAUUCUGUAUAGAUUAUAAAAUUAUUUUUAUGAAAUAAAUAUUUUACAGUGUA